AUGGUGCUUCCUUAUACUCAAAGCAGAUUCAUUCCUAACUACAAUUGUGGUGUCCCCAAAAAUCUGGCUGCAGUCAUUGGGGGACCUGACAUCUCUCUCCACAUGGCAACUAUUCUGUGCCUCUACAAAGUUCCUCAGGUCCAGGCAAAGAACAUCAGUGAAAAAAGGAAGGCAACAGUUUCAGAAUCAAGUGUUGUGGCAGGAUACAGCAAGGCCAAGAAAGAAGGGAAACCGUUUUGCUGCUAUGAUUGUCUUUUGUGUCCAGAGGGGAAAAUAUCAAAGGAGAAAGACAUGGAUGACUGCUCUCUAUGUCCAGAUGAUCAUUAUCCAAACCCUGACAGGAAUAAAUGUAUUCAAAAGCAGAUCACCUUUUUGUCCUAUGAAGAACCCUUGGGGAUUAGCCUCACUGUUCUUUCUCUUUGUUUUUCUUUAAUGACAACUUUGGUGCUCACAAUCUUUAUUAAAAAUGAAGACACUGCCAUUGUCAAAGCCAACAACCAGAAUCUCACCUAUGCUCUCCUUGUUUCCCUCCUCCUCUCUUUCCUUUGUGUGUUUCUAUUUAUUGGGAGACCCAAUAAGAUUGUGUGUCUCCUUCGACAACCAGCUUUUGGUAUCAUUUUCUCUGUGGCAGUUUCUUGUGUUUUGGCAAAAACCUUUGUUGUGGUUUUAGCAUUCAUGGCCACCAAACCUGGUUCCAGAAUGAGGAAAUGGGUGGGGAAAGGAAUGGCCAGUUUGAUUGUUCUUUCCUGCACCUUUGUUCAAUCCAGCUUUUGUGCUGCAUGGCUGAUAACCUCCCCACCAUACCCAGAUUUUGAUGUGCACUCAAUGUCAGAGGAAAAGAUCAAGGAGUGCAGUGAGGAGUCAGUCACUAUGUUCUACUGUGUCUUGGGCUUUAUGGGUUGUUUCCUGGCCGUGGUCAGCUUCUCUGCUGCUUUUCUAGCUAGGAAGUUACCAGACAGUUUCAACGAAGCCAAAUUUAUCACCUUCAGCAUGUUGGUCUUCUGCAGUGUUUGGCUGUGCUUUGUUCCAACCUACCUAAGCACAAGGGGAAAAUAUAUGUUGGCUGUGGAGAUCUUCUCCUUGAUCUCCUCCAGUGCUGGCUUACUGGUGUGUAUCUUUUUCCCCAAGUGUUUUAUCAUUGUGAUAAGACCUGAACUGAACAAUAAGCAUCAGCUAAUGAAAAGAAAGUUUUAA
Python bivittatus (Burmese python) is the source of this 1194-nucleotide messenger RNA. NCBI's taxonomy places the organism in Eukaryota, Metazoa, Chordata, Lepidosauria, Squamata, Pythonidae. The record is from RefSeq and is a predicted model, not a curated record.